AUGUUUGAUGCGGGAGUUAGAGAUCGACCCUCCGGUGAUCCACCAGAUGGUCAGAAGGCGUGGGUGAGAACUUUGACAGGGAGGAACUCUAUGGGGAUGUCUCAUCCAGAGGAUGUUCUAAAUGAUGCUUUUGUGAAGGAGAGGGUGAGUCUGGCUUUUCCGAAUGGAGAGGAUGGUGAGCCGGUGAUUACGAUUGGUAAUGAGGUUUUGGAGGCAAUGUAUGGUUUGCAGAAAAACUAUAUGAUUUUGAAGGUGUUAGGGCUUCAUGUUUCGGUGUCCGUGUUGACUAAGCGGCUUAAGGAAAUGUGGAAGCCAGUGGGUGCGAUGUCUGUGUUGGAUCUUCCUCGUCAAUACUUUAUGAUCCGAUUUGAUGUGGAGGCUGAGUACAUGGUGGCAUUGACAGGAGGUCCUUGGCGAAUGUUUGGUAGUUACCUUUUAACGCAAGCCUGGUCUCCUAAUUUUGAUCCGUUGCGGGAUGAAAUAACUACUACUCCGGUGUGGAUUCGUUUGUCUAACUUACCGGUGCACUUUUACCAUAGAUCUAUUUUAAUGGCAAUUGCUGAAGGCCUUGGUAAUCCAAUUAAGGUAGAUCUGACUACUUUGAAUUUUGAGAGGGCUCGCUUUGCGAGGGUUUGUGUGGAGGUGAAUUUGAAAAAACCUUUGAAAGAGACGGUGAUGGUCAACGGUGAUCGAUACUUUGUUUCAUAUGAAGGCUUGUCCGCUAUUUGUUCAAGGUGUGGGAUUUAUGGUCAUUUGGUACAUAAUUGUCCUCACACGAUUAGAGAUCGGGAAUUGGUCGCUGCAUCAUCACCGGUGAUACCUGCGUCAAGUGGUGAGGCCCCGAUAGAUGACGGGUUUACGGUGAACACCGGUGGUAAUCGUGAUCGUCAAUCUUGGGAGAUUCCGAUUUCUAAGGUUUUCGAGAAUAUUGCCAUUUCUAACAGAUUUGGUGGGUUAGGGAUAUAUACGGUAUCUGUGGGAGAUAAGGAGGUUGGUCAAGGUAGAGAGGAGGAUAAGGAAAAUGCGAUGAUCCAUGGAUCAUCAAGAAAAGGUAAGAAGUUUGCGCAAGGAACGGAGAGGAUGUUUGGAGGGAGUUUGGAAAAUCAAAAAGAUGGUUUCAAAGGGGCUUUCCAGGAAAAACGGGCUGAGCCUGUUAAAACUGGUGCGAAUAAUGGACCUAAACUCAUUGGGCCUAAAUCCCGGUUUAAGCCCACUAAGCCUUCAUGCGGUUUGAUUUUUGGCCCGCAUCAAGACUUGCUUACCUUGUUAGAAUCGGGUAAACGACUGAGAACGGAAUUAGGGCAAGUUGGUCAAUCCAGAGGAGCUUUUGUCACGGAACAGACGACGGGUUUGGUAUCGGAGAAGGGUGUCACAUCUGGGGGUGAUGAGGUGGCGAUUUCCAACCCGGAUACGGCAGAGUUUUCGGCGGAUAGGGAAGAUGGUAUGCAGAUUGUUCCGCCGGCGGAGGAGGCAGUGGGGGGCGAUAGAGCACAUCGGAUAUGUCAGAAUUUGGGAUUUGAGAAUGUGUUUCGGGUUGAUGCGGUGGGACAAAGUGGUGGUUUGUGGCUGCUUUGGCGAUCUGGAAUAGGCGUUGUGACAGUUGUGAAUUCUUCGGAUCAGUACAUUCAUGCUAGGAUUGUCGAUGGGUUAGAGGUGGUGCAUUUGAUUGCAGUUUACGCGGCCCCCACUGUUAGUCGGCGGAGUGGUCUUUGGGGUCAGCUGAAGGACGUUAUUCAGGGGAUUACCGAACCAAUCAUUAGUGGUGGUGAUUUUAACACCAUUGUCAGAGCUGAUGAACGUACUGGAGGUGAUGGGCAAUUCUCUCAGGAUUCUUUGUCUUUCAGUGAAUGGAUUAAUGAGUUAGCUCUCAUUGAUAUGGGGUUCAAAGGGAAUCGCUUUACCUGGAAAAGAGGGCGUGUAGAGAGCACUUUUGUUGCCAAACGGUUGGAUAGAAUUCUUUGCUGUCCUCAGUCUAGAUUGAAAUGGCAGGAGGCCUCGGUUACCCACUUACCUUUCUUAUCCUCCGACCAUGCACCUCUUUACAUUCAGUUGUGUCCAGAGGUGAGAAGUGACCCGAGUAGGAGGCCCUUUCGCUUUGAGACAGCCUGGCUGAGUCAUCCGGGCUUCAAGGAGUUAUUACAAAACUCUUGGAAUAGUGAUGUGUCUACUCCUCAGGCGCUCAAUGGCUUGCGAGUACAUCUCAAACGGUGGAAUAAAGAGGUCUUUGGGAAUGUACAACAGCGGAAAGAUAAACUAGUGGCAGAGAUUCAGGCUGUCCAGGAUUUGUUAGAUGUGCAUCAAACAGAUGUCCUCUUGGAUCAAGAGGAGGUUUUGUUGAAAGAGUUUGAGGUAGUCCUGGAACAAGAAGAGCUGAUUUGGUUCCAAAAAUCUAGAGAGAAGUGGUUCGUGUUGGGUGAUCGAAAUACUAGCUACUUUCAAACCUCGACAGUCAUUCGAAGGAGAAGGAAUCAGGUUGAGAUGCUAAGGGAUGACACGAGGACCUGGAUUUCAGAUUCCAAAGAGUUAGAGGUUCUCGCAGUGAAUUAUUAUAAGUGA
Camelina sativa (false flax) is the source of this 2556-nucleotide messenger RNA. Lineage: Eukaryota; Viridiplantae; Streptophyta; Magnoliopsida; Brassicales; Brassicaceae. The record is from RefSeq and is a predicted model, not a curated record.